Tyto alba (common barn owl) is the source of this 1762-nucleotide messenger RNA. Its product is annotated as syntabulin-like. Gene Ontology annotation, biological process: synapse maturation; axonal transport of mitochondrion. Lineage: Eukaryota; Metazoa; Chordata; Aves; Strigiformes; Tytonidae. The record is from RefSeq and is a predicted model, not a curated record. Gene Ontology annotation, cellular component: cytoplasmic microtubule; vesicle. The transcript has 3 exons.
GGUGGUGUGAUGGGGAGGGGAUGUGCAGCCUCCUCCCAGUUCAAAGCUAAAUGUGGCCCUGCAAAUCCCAGCUGGAUCCUUUCCCCAGUAAAGCAGGCAGCAGAAGGGAGCUUUCCUCGGGCUGCUCCUGUGUGGACCCUGCUAUCUUUGGUGCGGUGUGAAACACCCACCCUGGUCUUAGAGAGGAGCCAGGCACCGAGCUGUUGGGUGCUUUUCAAGCCGACCUGCUUCUCGGCAUGCCCAGGCACAUCCUCAGCUUCUUCCACUGACUUUAGACCUCAUGGUCGUGGAGAGAAUGAGACAGGGGCAGAGGGAGAAUACAAAAACAACCUCGCAGGAGCAACCUCAUAUUAAAUAGAAUAGAAGCAGCAUUAGUGCUUCCUGGAAACACACUGCUUAUGCUGUUAAAGAUGGGAAGUAGAGACGUAGCUGUGAGUUAAAGGUUUCUAGGAUAAAUUAAUCUCAGUCUCUUAAACAUGCAGGUCCUUCCAACAGUGAGCAUUACAACUGAAUUCUCUCCACUUUUCCAGCUGCUUCUAAUGGCUUUACUGGACGUUUUUACACAGUCAGGCCCCCUCUCAAAGGGAGAGCACAAAGGGAGAAUGCUUGUGAUUUGCUGUUAUUUUGAAAACAGUCUUUGUGUUCUACUUUCCAUCAUGUUUCCAGUCUUCCCUUUUCCUUUCCAGGGAGUGAAGCCAAUUUAAUCUCUUCAAGCAGCACAGGCACUAUUUCAGCGCAUCAAGUCCCCAUGUCUGCUGCUGGAAGCAAAAGAUCUUCUUUUUCUCUCGAGCGAUCAGGGAUAUACAUUUCUUGUGGUGACAACCACGGCAUUGAGCCACAAAACCGAGAGCAGUACUUGAGUCAUCUGCAGCAGAAAGAAGUUACAGUACAGCAUUUGAAAACAAAGCUGAAGGAGUCUGAGAGCAAACUUCAAGAAAGGGAAACAGAAAUAGAAGAGCUCAAGGCUCAUCUGGCACGGAUGAAGGAAGACUGGGUUGAGGAAGAGUGUAAGCAUUUGGAGCUGGAGCUGCACUUCUGGGAAGCGAGAAGGGAAAGUCAGGAACUCCAGCAGGCUGUUGAAAGCAUGAGAAACAGCUUGGCUGAGAAAGACAAAAUAAUUCAGAAAUGCUUCAUAGCCAUAAGCAUUGCAAACAAGAAACUGGAAGCUUUGCUGCAGGGCAUGGGGAUGGCUCAGAAGAGCUCUGUGAGAGAUGAGCAGUGCCUGGAGUCCACGUGGGACUCAGAGGGGAAGCCGUUAGCAUUGUGUGCCACGAUGCCAGGCAGCCUCACCACGGAGGACCAAGCUCUGGAGGAGGUGGCAGGCAGUGGGCCGUUUCUUAAUGAGGACACCGCUAACGGGACUGAUUCAUUUGAAGAGUGUUUGACCGCCACAACCUCGGGGUCGAGCGAUCCAGCUCUCUCCAGUUCUGCUGUGUAUCAAGAUAUGCUUGAAAAUGUUCUGGAUGAAAAACCAACUUCUUCUCAGGAGGAGGAGAAAAUCAGCAAGGUGAUGGUGGAACAGGCCAUCCCGACUGACCUGGUGCCAUAAAGCCUAGAUGUGGAGUAGCUCAUUCAGAACAUCUUCAGAGCUCGAGAUGCCUGCCCUCUAAUCCCACCUGCUUCACUGAAGGAAUUGGGUGAAAUUUCUCUUGGAAACGUCCAUGAUCCUGCUAUCGUAGUGGACCUAACUCCAAGUGAUCCAAACCCUGUCAUCCUUUUGUGUGAGAACAAAGAAUUGCUAGUUAGCAAAACUGUAAACUGA